Molecule: messenger RNA, 934 nt
Organism: Gamsiella multidivaricata
Lineage: Eukaryota; Fungi; Mortierellomycota; Mortierellomycetes; Mortierellales; Mortierellaceae
Product: multidrug resistance-associated protein 1-like protein
Exons: 1
Coding region: 104-934 (276 amino acids)
Biological process (GO): transmembrane transport
Cellular component (GO): membrane
Molecular function (GO): ATPase-coupled transmembrane transporter activity; ATP hydrolysis activity; ATP binding
Source: RefSeq, a predicted model, not a curated record
CAUUCUUACCCAUCGUAUCACUGGCCGAAACAUCGCUGUGGGUCCAGGUCUUGUGGGCCUGUCGUUGAAAUAUGUACUCAUUAUCACACAAGCUCCAAACUGGAUGGUCCGCCAGCACACCGAGCUCGAGUCCGAUAUCGUGGCCGUUGAGCGUCUUCAGGAAUACGUCGAUUUCAAGCCUGAAGUCUCAGAGAUCAAUCCCGACAACCGUCCACUCCAGGAAUGGCCAACUCAGGGACGCGUCGAGUUCAUCGACUACGAGACCAGACAUCGCCCAGGAUUCGAUCUUGUUCUCCGCGGCGUCAACUGCUCGAUCAAUCCUCACGAGAAGAUCGGUAUCUGCAGCCGAACAGGAGCAGGCAAGUCCUGCUUGACCCUGUCGCUCUUCCGCAUCAUCGAGGCCGCCAAGGGACAGGUCCUUGUUGACGGCAUCGAUAUCUCGACCCUGGGGUUGUACGAUACCUGCCCUAGGUUCUCGAUUAUCUCUCAGGACAUAGUCUUGUUUGCAAGCACCAUCCGGUUCAAUUUGGAUCCCUUGGGGAUAAGGCCCGACGUCGAGUUGUGGCAGACACUCGAGGACUCGUAUCUCAAGGACUAUAUCUCGGCCAUGGAAGGAGGACUCAAUGUGAUGGUGCUUGAUGGAGACGACAAUUUCUCGAUAGGUCAAAGGCAGCUGAUCUGCCUUGCACGGGCGCUUCUCUGCAAGACCAGUCUGCUGGUCCUGAACGAGGCGACGGCGGCGAUUGAUCUGGAGACAGACGCGCUGGUGCAGGUGAUUAUUCGGCAAAUGUUCCACGAGUGCACGAUCCUGACGAUCGCGCAUCGGAUCGACACGGUGAUGGGUAGUGACAGGAUCAUGGUGCUGGACCAGGGAAGGGUGGCGGAGCUUGACACGCCGGCGGCAUUGCUAGCAGACCAGAGCCCGAUCUUUUAA